Messenger RNA from Dioscorea cayenensis subsp. rotundata (Guinea yam), 1711 nucleotides. Its product is annotated as tRNA threonylcarbamoyladenosine dehydratase. The record is from RefSeq and is a predicted model, not a curated record. Gene Ontology annotation, cellular component: plastid. Gene Ontology annotation, biological process: cyclic threonylcarbamoyladenosine biosynthetic process. Lineage: Eukaryota; Viridiplantae; Streptophyta; Magnoliopsida; Dioscoreales; Dioscoreaceae. Gene Ontology annotation, molecular function: tRNA threonylcarbamoyladenosine dehydratase activity; ubiquitin-like modifier activating enzyme activity. Bases 9 to 1412 code for a protein of 467 amino acids. The transcript is spliced from 11 exons.
GCGAGAGAAUGGGCGAGAAGGUGAAGCAAUGGUUGCUGAUCGGUGGCGGCGCGCUCUUGGGCUCAAUCUCCACCAUGGCUCUUCUCAAGCUGUUCCCCAGGUUGUUUCAGAACCUGCAAAUGACCAAUAUGACAUAUUCUCGUAGUACCCCCUCGAAAAUUAAUGGACAAGAAAGUUUAUUGAGGGGCAGAGAGCAGUAUGAUGGUCUCUCGGAGACUCUCAUUAUGUCAAACUUUAUGCAAGAUGAAGUGGUUUCUGAACAACUUACUAGGAAUAUUCAAUUCUUUGGCAUCGAAUCCCAGCAGAAAGUGACUGAAUCAUUUGUUGUAGUCAUUGGGCUUGGGGGAGUUGGCAGUCAUGCUGCUUCUAUGCUUUUGAGAUCUGGGGUUGGCAGGCUUCUCCUGGUGGAUUUUGAUCAGGUAUCACUUUCAUCUCUCAAUCGCCAUGCUGUGGCCGCAAGAGAUGAUGUUGGAAUUCCAAAAGCCUUAUGCUUGCAGAAGCAUUUUUCUUUGAUAUUUCCAGAAUGUCAGAUAGAAGCAAGAGUUCAGCUCUUCGAUGAAUCAACAGAAGAGGAAAUUCUUUCUGGCCAACCUGAUUUUGUUCUCGAUUGCAUUGAUAACAUUGACACCAAGGUAGCACUUCUUGCUGCUUGUGUGCGCAGAGGCUUGAGAGUCCUUUCAGCUAUGGGUGCUGGUGCUAGAGCUGACCCAACACGCAUUCGUAUUGCUGAUCUAAGAGAGUCAACAAAUGACCCACUUUCACGAUCGGUAAGAUACCGCUUGAGAAAAGACUAUGGAAUCAGUAGCGGGAUACCUACAGUUUUUUCCUUGGAGAAACCCAAGGUGAAACUCCUUCCAUUUAAAAGCCCUUCUGGGGAAGAAGAAAAUCCUUCAGAUUAUCAGAUUGUACCAGGUUUCAGGGUUCGCAUCAUACCUGUUAUGGGAACCAUCCCUGCAAUUUUUGGGCAAGUAAUGGCCUCUUAUGUUCUGACACAGCUUUCGGGAUUGCCUGUCCAUACCGAGCCAGUGGUAAAUUUGGACCUGGAUCACUACCUUGUCCUACAUCAACGUCUCCUUGAGCAUGAGGAACUAGUAUAUGGCUCAACCACGCAGGUUCUGGUAGAUGUUGAGGAGGUGAUGUACGUUGUGAAAGAGUUGUGGCAUGGCCGAAGUGCAAGGGAUCAAUCUGAGAAAGAAGUUGGCCGGAAAAUGUGGCGCUCUGUUAAUGAAUUGAUGCUCGUCAGGUGGGACAAAGCAAAACCCGCGGGGGUGUCAAAUUUGAUUCUUCUGAAAUUUAAAGAGGUGGAUGAACACGAGUCAACAACGGUAGACGCAAUAAAGGAAAAUGAACCUGAGUUCUACAAUAUGGUAACUCAAGUUCUGAGACGCGCUGAAAAGGACUUUGCUUUAUAAAUCAAGUUGAAAGUAGUGAACAUAUUUUUGUACAAGCCUCAUCGGAAGUUCAAUUAUCAUCGAUCUUUUGCUCUGUUCUUUUUCUGCAGGAAAUUUUGGUGCUAGCAGUGUAAAUUUAGAAGGAUGUAAUGGUUUUUCUCUCCUAUGACAACUCAUUUUUUUUAAUUUAUAAUUUAGAGAGAGUAAAAUGCUAAGGAUUACAUUUGUAAUUUACUGCAUUCAGGAUAUGUUUUUGCUGAGGAAGCUGUGGAACAAUGUAUGUGAAUCUGUUUAGUGAAAUUUGUUGUACCAUUUUUGAA